CAAUAACACAUGAAUAAAAAAAUGCUUAUUUAACAUGGGAAACAAAUAAAAACACAUGUAAGAACGAGUUUUGUCGUCACUUUUCCAGUUUCAGUAACAUUGUCUCACUGUGAUUCAGUGAAACCACGAUGUUCUCCGUCGCCGUGGAAGACUCCAGGUAACGUUUAGCAACUAACCUAACUAACUAACUAAAUAACCUUUGUUUAACCAAACAGCUUUGUUGUAAAUCAUCCAGAGAAAGUGUCUGUGUGUCGUGUCCCUUUGUGAUGAACUGUGUGUCUUUUUCUGUUAAUGUCUGUGAACUAUUUCCACAAAAGCAGCUUUCACAGAAACCCCUCGUUUCCCUUUUUCACAUAGCAUCUUUUCAUAGACACGAUGGUUCUCAGAACAGUUCCUUACUGUUGAAAAGACAAAUGCACUCACCCAACCUUUCGCCCUCACUCUCCCACACCAAAGUCCGGGACACAGGAGCUGCUGCUCUACUGCUGCCUCGUGUGGUCACUUUGUGUCAAUGAGGUAAAUCUGAACCGAGCCGAAUCGUGCCGAUCUUUACAAAAUAAGACGUUUGAACUUAGUGAUGGACGCAGCAGUGGAUCAACAACUCCUGUGUGCUGUGAUGUUAAAAUCACUGGUUUUCUCUAUGGGGUUUGGUGUGGGAGAGUGAGUGCUUUUUUCAAACGUCAGUUUCCUGUUGGGAAAGUCUGUCUGACAGUGAGAUAAAGACGUGAACAUGUCCAAUUUCCCUAAAAGCACUUGAGCGCCUUCGGUCAGACGUGUGAAUAUGAAGCACCAGUUUUCUGAGAAUAAGAGGGGGUACUGAUGCUGCGCUAACCGCCCGGUGAAACUUCCUCAUUUCAGCUCAGUUAUAUGUUUGAGGUUUGCUUCUGUUUUCUACUUCUGAACCUGAUCUUGCGGAUUCAGUUGAGACCAAACGGUAAGUCUUUCUGAGACCUCUCCUAAUUUAUCAGGAUUUGUCGUAUUAGAUGAUACAAAUAAAUUGUUGGGGUUUUUUUUAUUUUCAAUUAAAACGUGCAUAUUUUUUUAUGAAAUUAGGUUACUUUUUGUUUAUUAAAUGAAUAAAACUCUAAAACUUUCUUUUUUAGUUUUUUCAUUGUUUUUUGUUAGUUUUUCUAACAUUUUCUUUUUCCAGAGUCAAUAAAAACCAAUUCAAUCAAUCAUAUCAUAUGACAAUUUCAUGCGUGUGCAAAAGUUAAGUUAAGUUAAGUUAGGUUGUGAUUCAAAAACGCAUUCACGGGACGAUUUUAGUGUUUAGAUUCUACUUCAGCGCUUUUCCACGACACAGUUCCAGCACGACUCGACUCGACCCAAGUUUUUUUUUUUUUUUGCUUCUCCAUCAGUGAUAGGACCUGGUACCGGGUGGGUGUUUUUUUUUUAGUUCCUGCUCUGACGAGGUUCCAAGAGCCGAUGCUAACCUGUGACGUUGACGCACUGCCGGCCACUGAUUGGUCAGAGAGUGUCGUCACUGAAAGAGUAUAUAAUCGACUGAUUCUAAUGAUUCACUUAACCGGUCAGAGUCGAGCCGUGCCGGGACAACGUAGUGGAAAAGCGGCAAAAGUGAACCAGACGGUUUCCUGAUUCUGUUUGUUCUCUUCUCCGACGAUCCAGUGUUUGACAGUGACGAGGCCAAAGAUGCGGCGCCUCCUCUCUCUCGCCGCUCUCCUUCUGUCCAUUGAUCCCACAGAGGCGGAAGUGGUGGAUGAUCUGGCUCAGUGUUCUGAUUUUUUUCUUUUCGGAACUCCACCAGAGAUCCAAGGAAUCCUGGAGGAUGGGAAAAUCCUGGAGCAGAACAGAUACAAGCCAAUUUGCCAGACUUUGGACUACAUGCGGACGUUUGUGACGCUUUACGAUACUGCCAACAAGAUUCCAGUGUUUUCUGCUUACAGGUACCACAGGACAGACCCUAACAUCUGUAGACCCAAGUUGAAAAACAACCCGAGGAAUAAAAAGCAGAGGAAAUACCAGUGGAAAAUAGAACCACAGUUGGAGAACAUACAGGACAAUGUCAACAUGAAGCCAUCACAUGACACCAUGAGACACCAGGCUGGGAAUUCGAACUACAGUGGCUGUGGUAACCUGGGCUACAGCAGAGGACAUUUAUUACCAUGCUCUUAUGGUAACACUGAACAUGAGAAAAAUUCUACCUUUACCCUGACCAACAUUGUUCCUCAAAGGGAAAAAUUCAAUCAGGGAAGCUGGCGAAACAUGGAGGAAUGCGUCAAAUGUCUCUUGGACGAAUACUGCAUCGACAAUAAUGGUAAAACGGAAGGUUAUUUGGUAAUCGGAGCACAGCCCGGUGAAACACGCCUGAAUGAUGCGGUUAAUAUUCCAUCCAUUCUCUGGUCAGCAUUCUGUUGCUACAGUCACAGUCGGGAUAAGUGGUUAGCAAGUGCAUAUUGGGGGGAAAACAGAGAUGAUGACGAUCGUUCUCUCCAGAUGAAGACUUUGGCGCAGCUCCAUGAUGAACUGAGAACCCCUGUUGAAGCAUUUCCUCAAGUCCAGUGUCCUCGCAACACAACAGAGACCUUCCAGAACCUUCCAUCACUGCACUGUAAACAUCUUCAGCCUCUCUGAGAAGUUUGUCUUUGUCUUCUAGUGCUACUAGUGCUCAGCCAGAUACCAAUUUCCCAAAUUCCUCCAUCCUUUGUCCUCCUCCUGCACAGGUUAUUAUUGACUAUUACCAGAGUGCAAUUGUCUAUCAAGUAAACCUGUUACUAAUAGUUAAAAAUUGUUUGUCUUUCUACUAACAACCACUGGAAAUAAAAUGUUAUGCUGAAAAGCUGUGACACGUUCACUUUUGAACACAGUGACGUUUGGCAGA
Solea solea (common sole) is the source of this 2839-nucleotide messenger RNA. RefSeq names its product endonuclease domain-containing 1 protein-like. The coding region runs from base 1651 to 2592 and encodes 313 amino acids. Gene Ontology annotation, molecular function: hydrolase activity; nucleic acid binding; metal ion binding. Lineage: Eukaryota; Metazoa; Chordata; Actinopteri; Pleuronectiformes; Soleidae. The record is from RefSeq and is a predicted model, not a curated record. The transcript has 2 exons.